Chanos chanos (milkfish) is the source of this 3744-nucleotide messenger RNA. RefSeq names its product ATPase plasma membrane Ca2+ transporting 1b (gene atp2b1b). Gene Ontology annotation, molecular function: ATP binding; PDZ domain binding; ATP hydrolysis activity. Gene Ontology annotation, biological process: regulation of cytosolic calcium ion concentration; calcium ion transmembrane transport. Gene Ontology annotation, cellular component: plasma membrane; intracellular membrane-bounded organelle. The coding region runs from base 1 to 3744 and encodes 1247 amino acids. NCBI's taxonomy places the organism in Eukaryota, Metazoa, Chordata, Actinopteri, Gonorynchiformes, Chanidae. The transcript is spliced from 20 exons. The record is from RefSeq and is a predicted model, not a curated record.
AUGGCCAAAAACUCAUUCCGUGGGUCAAAGCAUGCCAGGGCUGAGGCCAAUCACAAUGGAGAUUUUGGCUGCACGCUCAAAGAACUUCGCUCUCUCAUGGAACUCAGAGGAGCAGAGGGAUUACAGAGAAUUCAGGAAUGUUACGGAGAUGUCCAGGGACUCUGCUCCAGAUUAAAAACCUCACCUACAGAUGGGCUGGCAGCUCACCCUGAUGAUAUUGCCAGAAGAAAAGAAGAAUUUGGGAAGAAUUUCAUACCUCCAAAAAAGCCAAAAACAUUCCUUCAGUUAGUAUGGGAAGCGCUGCAAGAUGUCACACUAAUUAUCCUAGAGAUAGCCGCCAUGAUUUCAUUAGGCCUUUCCUUCUAUAGACCUCCUGACGUGGAGAGGGAACACUGUGGACGAGCGGCUGGAGGGGUGGAGGAUGAAGGAGAGGCGGAAGCUGGUUGGAUCGAGGGUGCGGCCAUUCUCCUGUCUGUCAUCUGCGUGGUUUUGGUCACGGCCUUUAACGACUGGAGCAAAGAGAAGCAGUUCCGUGGGUUACAGAGUCGCAUUGAACAGGAGCAGAGGUUUACGGUGGUGCGGGGGGGACAGGUUGUACAGAUACCUGUGGCUGAGAUCGUGGUGGGGGAUGUCACACAAGUUAAAUAUGGUGACCUCCUUCCUGCGGAUGGAGUACUAAUCCAAGGCAAUGAUCUGAAAAUCGAUGAGAGCUCUCUCACUGGAGAAUCAGACCACGUCAAAAAGACUCUGAACAAAGAUCCGAUGUUGUUGUCAGGCACUCACGUUAUGGAGGGCUCAGGGAAGAUGCUGGUCACAGCAGUGGGAGUGAAUUCCCAAACUGGUAUCAUUUUCAAUCUGCUUGGAGGGGGAGAUGAUGAUGCUGACGAUGACGAAAAGGAAGAGAAGGAGAGGAAGAAGAGGGAAAAGGAGGAAAAGAGGAAAGAAAAGGAAAGGAAAAAGAAGGAGAAGAAAGAAAAGAAGGAAAAGAAGACAGACAAAAAGCAGGAUGGCUCUCAUAAAAAGAAAGGGAAGCAUGGAGCCACAGAGGCACAGCCUCUCAAUGGUGGGGAUAGCACUGAGGGAGAGGACAAAAAGAAAAAUAAACUACCAAAGAAAGAGAAGUCUGUUCUUCAGGGGAAACUAACCAAGCUAGCUGUGCAGAUUGGCAAAGCAGGCCUUUUCAUGUCAGCCAUCACGGUGAUUAUCCUGGUAGUGCUGUUUGUGGUGGACACGUUCUGGAUCCAGGGCCUGCCAUGGAUAAAAGAGUGCACUCCCAUUUACAUCCAGUUCUUUGUCAAGUUCUUCAUCAUCGGAGUCACUGUGCUGGUGGUGGCUGUGCCUGAGGGACUUCCUCUAGCCGUCACUAUCUCACUGGCCUAUUCCGUCAAAAAAAUGAUGAAAGAUAAUAACCUGGUGAGACAUCUGGAUGCGUGUGAGACCAUGGGUAAUGCCACAGCUAUCUGCUCUGAUAAAACGGGCACUUUGACCAUGAACAGAAUGACGGUGGUUCAGGCAUACAUCGGGGAGAGACACUACAGGAAGGUCCCUGAGCCUGACCUGAUCCCAGCCAAAAUCUUGGACCUGCUGAUUAUGGGGAUCAGCAUCAACUGUGCAUACACCACCAAGAUCAUGACUCCGGAGAAAGAUGGCGGGCUGCCCCGUCAGGUGGGGAACAAAACAGAGUGUGCCUUGCUGGGAUUUGUCCUGGAUUUACGACGUGACUACCAGUCCAUUCGCAAUGAGUAUCCUGAGGAGAAAUUCUACAAAGUCUACACCUUCAACUCUGUGAGAAAGUCCAUGAGCACAGUACUCAGGAACUAUGAUGGAAGUUUCCGGAUGUUCAGCAAAGGAGCCUCAGAAAUCCUUCUAAAAAAGUGCUGUAAGAUCUUGACGGCCAGUGGAGAGCCCAGAAUGUUCAAGCCCAGGGAUCGGGAUGACUUGGUGAAGAAGGUGAUUGAGCCCAUGGCCUGUGAGGGCCUGAGGACCAUCUGCCUGGCCUACAGGGACUUCCCUGCCUCAGAGGUCAUGCCCGACUGGGACAACGAGGCCGAGAUCCUCACUGGCCUCACCUGUGUAUGUGUGGUGGGCAUUGAGGACCCUGUCAGGCCGGAGGUCCCUGAUGCCAUAAAAAAGUGUCAGCAGGCAGGAAUCACUGUGCGCAUGGUGACAGGAGACAAUAUUAACACUGCUCGGGCCAUUGCCACUAAGUGUGGCAUUCUCCACCCUGGAGACGACUUCCUGUGCCUUGAAGGCAAAGAAUUCAACAGGCGGAUACGCAACGAGCUGGGAGAGAUCGAGCAAGAGCGUAUUGACAAGAUUUGGCCAAAACUACGGGUGUUGGCACGGUCCUCUCCUACGGACAAGCACACUUUAGUGAAAGGUAUAAUAGAUAGCACAGUCAUAGAGCAGAGACAGGUGGUGGCUGUGACAGGAGAUGGGACAAACGAUGGCCCUGCUCUGAAGAAAGCUGAUGUCGGUUUUGCAAUGGGUAUUGCUGGCACUGACGUGGCCAAAGAGGCCUCUGACAUAAUCCUAACGGACGAUAACUUCACCAGCAUCGUGAAGGCAGUGAUGUGGGGAAGAAACGUUUAUGACAGCAUCUCCAAAUUCCUGCAGUUCCAGUUGACAGUGAAUGUGGUGGCUGUGAUUGUGGCUUUCACAGGAGCCUGUAUCACACAGGACUCUCCUCUGAAGGCAGUGCAGAUGUUGUGGGUGAAUCUGAUCAUGGACACGUUUGCCUCCCUGGCUCUGGCCACUGAGCCGCCAACUGAAGCUUUACUCCUGCGAAAACCCUACGGUCGCAACAAACCCCUCAUCUCCCGCACCAUGAUGAAGAACAUCCUGGGUCACGCUGUGUAUCAGCUCACCAUCAUCUUCACGCUGUUGUUUGCAGGUGAGCAGAUCUUUGACAUUGACAGUGGAAGGAACGCGCCAUUGCAUGCUCCUCCAUCUGAACACUACACCAUUGUCUUCAACACGUUCGUCAUGAUGCAGCUCUUUAAUGAAAUCAACGCCCGCAAGAUACACGGAGAGAGGAAUGUCUUCGACGGGAUCUUCAACAACAUGAUCUUCUGCUCCAUUGUAUUUAGCACCUUUGUGAUCCAGAUUGUGAUUGUACAGUUUGGUGGAAAGCCUUUCAGCUGUGUGGGCCUCAGUAUUGACCAGUGGCUGUGGUGUGUUUUUAUGGGCUUUGGCUGUCUUCUCUGGGGUCAGCUGAUUUCCACAAUCCCUACAAGCCGUCUGAAGUUCCUGAAGACGGCUGGCCAUGGCACGCAGAAGGAGGAGAUCCCUGAGGAGGAACUGGAGGAGAUGGAGGACCUGGAUGAAAUUGACCAUGCUGAGAUGGAACUCCGCAGGGGGCAGGUCCUCUGGUGCAGGGGCCUUAACAGGAUACAGACACAGAUCCGUGUGGUCAAUGCUUUCCGGGACUCCAUGUCUCCCUAUCAAGGCCUGGAGACGCCAGAGUCACGCAGUUCCAUUCAUAAUUUUAUGAGUCAUCCAGAGUUCCGUAUUGAGGACUCAGAGCCACAGAUUCCCCUCAUCGAUGACACAGAUCAAGAAGAUGAUGUGCCCACCAAACGUAACUCUGUCCCCCCUCUUUCUACGCUCCCCCCAAUCCCCUCCUCACUCAAUCAAAACAAUAAUGCUGCAGAUCAAAGCUUUCACUACCAUAAGGACUUGGCCAAGACUGCCCUCCCUCCAACGCCUGGCAGCCCCCUCCAUAGUUUGGAGACUUCGCUCUGA